AUGUCCGACAUCGUGAGCGAUACCGGAUCAGAUGUCUCACAAACGAGUACUGCCCCGACAAACGAGCAGCUUUACGACUAUAACCAAUGCAUAUCCGCUCUUGAGGGAAGGAGCGUCCCAGAGGACCUCACCUCUGCCGCCGCACGAUGUGCAGUAGUCAGAGGCCUGCGCUGCUCCUACAGCUUUGCAAUGAGUCAGAGCAUUCGAGACCUGUGUACUUCAUCACGGUUCUCUGAGUUCCUUAGGGCACGCAAUGCUCGUCUCAUCAUGAGCAACGUUGUUCCUGAUGGCCUUGAGAUCCCUGAAGCCCAGCCCUAUUGUAUCUGGAACCCGGAUUUUGCUACAGAGCGUACUUAUCGCCAGAUAGCUGUACAAUACCCCGUUAUGCGAUACCAAGUCGGUCGUGCGUGUGCUGCUGCCGGCUAUAUCAACCUUUACCGGGAGCUUGACCUCCUUCCUGAUGUUUCUAUCGCGGAGGAGGCUCGAGAGGGGCAUACAGAGCAGGGUGACCAGAUAUACGCAUCAAUCAUGUCCUCGCCAGUCAAAUACGCUGUGAUGGAUGAUUAUAAACGCCUCAUAAACGAUGAUAGCCCGCAGCCCGCCUUUCUGAAUGGAGAGACGCAUGUUCGGUGGAAGCUGGGGUGGCGGUAUACUUUGUCACAAGAUGCCACCGAGGAGUUCAGCCCUCAGGAGAUUGAUAUUGAAGAGGAUCGAUAUAUAGGGCUCGAGACCCGGCAACCAGAUGAGUCUCUCUACGAUGAAUUGGACCCACAGGAGGCGAGGCUGCUUUGGGAGCCCCUGCCUCUUGAUAUACCAACGAUGAAAAAGGGGCUGCUACGCCAGAUGGCCGCCUUUGAAGGGAAUGUUGACCGAUAUGCCCGACUCAUCAACCGCCGAUCUCGGAGGCCAAUUGCAAGGAAUGGAGUUGAAUUACUUUGCGUUGUUCGUGGGAUAUACCAUCACACAAUGUUUGCUCGGUGGUGGCAGCACCAGCUUGAUACUGACGCCUUCAAAGACCGAAUCACGGAUAAUUGGCGAGUCGAGAUUCAAACGGCCAUUAAUGCCCGCCGCAUCAUGAUCAACGACAUUGGAACAUUUACCGAAGACACCCCUUGCAAGCCUUGGCUUAUCUGGUAUCCUCUUAAGCCGGAGCUAUCUACCAUUGCUGAUCUUUCUAGACGGUGCCCUUCCAUGAAUUUGCAGAUUGCCAUUACUGCCAUAUACUGCAACUAUAAAGGGCUAUAUGAAAGGCUCAAUAUGCGGCCUAGCAUCGGGCUCAUGGAGGCGGCAGAGAAAGUCAGCAAUCCAUUCUACAAAAGCGACCUAGAAAAGCGGGCAGCAGAACUAGGAAUUAGUAACCCUUGGAAUGAAGGGGAGUUUCGACCUUUUGACGACGUGCAUGGAACUUUAUCUUAUAACCUGGAGCCGACGGGCUGCGGCAUCUGGACCCGUCUUCGCUCAGAUAUUAUGGAUCCACUAAGUGGAGGCUACUAUAGGAAGAACUUCGCUUACGGAGGGUAUUUUGAGAGAUACGUCUGGCUGUCAUUUGAAACGAUUCGGAAAAUGGAGGUCGCUGGUUACAACAGGGAGCAGGGCCAGUUCUUUGAUUGCAAUGAUACGCGCUGGUUUCUGACGCAUGACAUCACGACGGACGAGGAUGGGAAUGAGGUUAUCAACGGAAGUGAUGGCGAGUAA
This is a messenger RNA of Aspergillus puulaauensis, 1695 nucleotides long. RefSeq lists its product as uncharacterized. NCBI's taxonomy places the organism in Eukaryota, Fungi, Ascomycota, Eurotiomycetes, Eurotiales, Aspergillaceae. The transcript has a single exon. The record is from RefSeq and is a predicted model, not a curated record. Bases 1 to 1695 code for a protein of 564 amino acids.